Messenger RNA from Closterium sp. NIES-67, 4404 nucleotides. NCBI's taxonomy places the organism in Eukaryota, Viridiplantae, Streptophyta, Zygnematophyceae, Desmidiales, Closteriaceae. The record is from the annotation of a GenBank genome assembly.
UCAAUGAGUUAUGGGCACAUCGCACACUGGAGAGGUGCACUUCCCCUGGAGGGAUCGUAUGAGGGUGGCAGUGGGGUGUGCCGAGGCGCUAGCUGCCAUUCACGCGCACAAGUUCAUUCACCGUGACUUCAAGUCGGCAAAUGUGCUUCUGCGCGAGGAUCUCACUCCAGUGGUGGCUGACUUUGGUGUGGCUCGCACCAUAGAGGACUGGAAAACGCACGUUACAACAGAUGUGGUCGGAUCGGCUGGCUACAUCGACCCAGUCUAUUUCCAGAAUGGCCAACUAAGCCAGAAAUCUGACACCUACGCAUUCGGCAUCUUCCUGUUAGAGCUCAUUUCGGGUUUUCCGCCGAUCAGUGACCGUUUCCGACAGCUGAGGCACUUGAUCACACUAGGGAUUACAGAUCUCACUCCGGUGGUGGCUGACUUUGGUUUGGCUCGCACUAUAGAUGACUGGAAAACGCACGUCUCAACGAAAGUGGUUGGAUCUAUGGGCUACAUCGACCCAAUCUAUUUCCAGACUGGCCAACUAAGCCAGAAAUCUGACACCUUCGCUUUUGGCGUGUUCUUAUUGGAGCUGAUGUCUGGCUGCUGCCCCCUCAGUGCACAGUACCAGGAGUUGAGGCAGUUAAUAAUCUCCAAGGAUUUACCCGACCCUUUGUUGGUUAUGGACCCUGCUAUCGAGGGGGAGUGGGCAAGGAGGCCUGGAGAGGUGCACUUCCCCUGGAGGGAUCGUAUGAGGGUGGCAGUGGGGUGUGCCGAGGCGCUAGCUGCCAUUCACGCGCACAAGUUCAUUCACCGUGACUUCAAGUCGGCAAAUGUGCUUCUGCGCGAGGAUCUCACUCCAGUGGUGGCUGACUUUGGUGUGGCUCGCACCAUAGAGGACUGGAAAACGCACGUUACAACAGAUGUGGUCGGAUCGGCUGGCUACAUCGACCCAGUCUAUUUCCAGAAUGGCCAACUAAGCCAGAAAUCUGACACCUACGCAUUCGGCAUCUUCCUGUUAGAGCUCAUUUCGGGUUUUCCGCCGAUCAUCCCCCAGGGCGAGGAUCUCACUCCGGUGGUGGCUGACUUUGGUUUGGCUCGCACUAUAGAUGACUGGAAAACGCACGUCUCAACGAAAGUGGUUGGAUCUAUGGGCUACAUCGACCCAAUCUAUUUCCAGACUGGCCAACUAAGCCAGAAAUCUGACACCUUCGCUUUUGGCGUGUUCUUAUUGGAGCUGAUGUCUGGCUGCUGCCCCCUCAGUGCACAGUACCAGGAGUUGAGGCAGUUAAUAAUCUCCAAGGAUUUACCCGACCCUUUGUUGGUUAUGGACCCUGCUAUCGAGGGGGACCCGCCAGGGCGAGUCCGCCUAGGAGAGGUGCACUUCCCCUGGAGGGAUCGUAUGAGGGUGGCAGUGGGGUGUGCCGAGGCGCUAGCUGCCAUUCACGCGCACAAGUUCAUUCACCGUGACUUCAAGUCGGCAAAUGUGCUUCUGCGCGAGAAAACGCACGUUACAACAGAUGUGGUCGGAUCGGCUGGCUACAUCGAUCCAGUCUAUUUCCAGAAUGGCCAAUUAAGCCAGAAAUCUGACACCUACGCAUUCGGCGUCUUCCUGUUAGAGCUCAUUUCGGGUUUUCCGCCGAUCACAACGGAAAAUCUCUCACUUGCGGCUAGCAUUCCCGCAGCAUCCACCGCCUCCUGUCAUCAGUCCACCAAUUCCCCUCCCACCGCAUCGCUAUUGCGGUUCACUUCCUGUCAUUUCCUCCAUCUCUCCAUCCCAUGUCAGUGCCACCGCACCAUGCCGUACCGGAACAGCCUAAAACCUUCUCUCGUCACAUCAUCCCCUCACCGCCGAUUGUCCGCUCUGCUGAGCUUUCUCUCUUGCCCUUUCGUGCUCAUCUCCAGCGAGUCUCCUCAGGCAGCUAUUUUCCGCUGUGCUAAAGCGAGAGGGAUGCACAGCAGCUUGCUCUCCAGCCAACAGGGUAACGCGAGCCCUGCGGCUGACAUCCGAGCCGUAGAAACCCCCGCUGGGUCCAACCGAAGCGUCCCAGCUCGGUCGUUAGAAACCUCCGUCGGUCUUCACAGACGCGUGUCUCACGCCGCUUCCCGUGGCAGUAGGACUGGCGACGGGAACCAUUAUAGGGCGGAUGCGGAUGAUAGUGUUUCGUCAAAGUACGGUAUCGAGGAGGAUAAUGACGAGGAUGGCGAGGACGACGAGGGCGACGACGGAGCAACCGAGAACCUUCCGAUAUCGCUCGUCAUAGCGGCUCUAUUUCUAGACACUAAGGGGCAGUCAAGAACGCUGAUUAAGAAGCUCUGCUCUUUUGAUUCUUUCGCCAUCGGAGGGAGAUUUUUUGCUUUGCCCGGCGUAACGCAUACCGCAUCCUUCGUGAGACUGGGGAUCGGCUGGCUACAGACGCACCUUAACGUGCCUGUAAUGAGUCACGCGGAUGCUUAUACCGGCCACUCUUUCAGCGCGGAUGCGCUCGCCAAGGGCGAUUGCUGGAGGAAGGCGCCGUGCGGGUCGUGCAGCGUGUCGAUACCCAAGGAGCACGAGCACGGAAACGACGACCACUAUCUGUCUCGCCGCGUUGGAUCGAGCAAGCAGGUCCUGCCGCUCGUGGGCUUCGGAGCCAUUGCCAUCCUCGUGCUGCUCGUCCGCGGCGGCAUGCCAUCGCGAACCGCCCACCACCGCAUCUUUCCGUUCCCCAAGAUCUCUGCUACCACUGCGCUCGCCCAAUCAACGACUGCCGCGUGGCUCGAUCUCACCGCCCUCUUCUUCCUCUUUUUCGGGACUGCCGCGUUGACGCGAUUUUCCAUCAUCCACCUGAUUCGGCGGCAUCCGCAUCUGAGCCUCCCCCUCGCGGCGCUGCUUUCCGCCGAUCGCCGCAGCGGACGGGGGUGCGCGGGGGGAUCAUCCGCGUUCAUGCGCGACCUGUGCGGAAAAGCCGCUAAGAUGGGGCUCGGCGGAGGCUUCUGGCGCGCGAAGUGGUGGCAGGCGCAGCUAUCGCCUUCCCCACGCGGGAGGCGCAGCUCCGCGCAGCUGGGGGAGUGGACUUCCGCCACCUCCGCGGAUUUUCUGCGCUAUUUGCGACCCAGCGGCACUGGCAAGAAUUUAUCGAAGUCGGAAGAUACUGUAGACGAGAUAUGCCUUACCGUGAGGCGGUACACUAACGGGGAUAGAUACGAAGGGGAGACAUCCGACGGUGUAGCAUCCGGAAGCGGAGUGUACUAUUUCGACGAAGCUGCGGGGAAAUACGAGGGCGAAUGGGCGGACGGAAAAUACAGCGGAUUGGGUGUAGAAUCCUGGGAGAGCGGGAGCGUGUAUCGAGGCGGGUACAAACGGGGAUACCGGGAGGGGCGCGGGCUGUACCAGUUCCACACGGGGGACGCGUACGCGGGGGCGUGGGCGCGCGGGCAGAGCCACGGCGCGGGGAUGCAGAUGUGCAGCGACGGCAGCACGUACACGGGGCAGUUCUCCUAUGGGCUCAAGCACGGCUUCGGGAAAUACACUUUCAGGAAUGGCGACACAUAUGCGGGUGAAUACUUCCGAGAUGCCAUGCACGGCUACGGAGUGUACACGUUCAGCAACGGGCACCGGUACGAGGGCGCGUGGCACGACGGGUGCAAGCAGGGCCUGGGGCGCUACACCUUCUGCAGUGGGGACUCCCUCAUGGGGCACUGGCACCUGGGGGCGCUGCUCACCCGCUGCCACACAACCGCCCACACAACCGCCCAGACGACAGCUUCUGCUACUUCUGCUUCUGCUUAUACCUUUGACUCGAUUGCUGCUUCUGGCGAUGGAGGUGGCUCCUUCGCUGAUGGCUUGGCUGGGGAUGGUAUCCCAUUACCGUCCAGCCCAUCGUCCCUGUCGUAUUUUUCAGCAGCAGCGUCGCCAGUGACAUCACCUUCAGCAGUGGCAUCGACAUCACCUUCAGCAGUGGCAUCGCCAUCAGCCAUGAUAUCGCCAUCAGUGCUAGCAUCGCCAUGGGGCCCCGCGUGCCAGUCUCAAGCCAGUGGCCGCCCUUCAGUGGACCCAGCUAAAGUGCAAGCAGCUGUAGAGGCUGCACAGAUUGCGGAGAAGAGAGCAGAGGCACUGUCGGACUCAGAUGAGAGUUUAUCCGAAGUGGUGGCUGCAGCCAACCAAGCAGCUGCCACUGCCAGGCAGGUGGCGGCUGAAGCACGGGCUGUGGGGCCUCAGCCUGAAACCAAGAAUGACUUGCAAAGCAAGUCAAAAUUCAUGCUUUGAUCGAGCAAUUUCCAGAAGUUCCUGCCUUUUUUUUGUUUGCAAAUUUCUUCUGCCUGCAAGAUGCAGACGGGCAGAGGAGCAUGCCUUCAUUUGUUGGUAGUUUUUGUAUAUAAUUCAGAAGGGCAUGGCUCUGAACCAUACCAUGAAGUAUUGAUUUGUUUGACAAUAGC